Molecule: messenger RNA, 772 nt
Organism: Sclerotinia trifoliorum
Lineage: Eukaryota; Fungi; Ascomycota; Leotiomycetes; Helotiales; Sclerotiniaceae
Source: the annotation of a GenBank genome assembly
AUCGACUGUCAAUCCGAGAUACCAGUGAAACUGUCAACAAGCUUGUCCUUACACGGAAAGUAAACUUGCUUGUAGGUAUUGUGCGAGACGUACCAUACAAUCCGAAAGACUACUUACUGAAGGCAGGAUCUCGAUGGCUGAGGUGAAAGGUAGUCGUAUCAAUACAAAGAAACGGGUAAGAUAAAUCAUCUAUGGAAUUUUAUACACAAUACUAAAGGAAAAUAGGCGAAGAACAAGACAUCGAGAGAGAGUCAGCAAGAUAUACCAGAGUACUCCGAUCCAUUGAUUCCAAAAUCUUCUCAUGAGCUUGAGGGGCAAAGGCCCAAUCGCGAUUAUGAUUCAUUGAUCGACAAAGGAACAAAUGGUGCGGGAAAAGUCGAGCCGAAAAAACUCGAAUACACCUUGAAGGAGACGGACGACGAAAGAGAACAGGGCUUUAGUGAUUGGGGUAUGCAAGUUUGUGAGUUAGAUCUCACCGCAAUAAACGCAACUUGAUCACACUAAUUGUGGUGCAGCACAGGAUGAGUUAAAGACCAGAUUUCGAGACGCCGUGAAGAGAAGUACUUUGAGAAAAAUUGAGAGCUUGGUCAUCAAGAACGAACAGUUGAACUGUGAGGUACGAAGACUUAGAGGGACAAUGAAUGAUGUGCAGGUACUUUUAGAGAAAGUUGAGAGUGGCGGAUUGGAUGUCAGGGACAAAGAUACUUGGCUUGAGGCUUGUAGAAACCUACUGAAAAGUAGCAGUGCGCAGCCAUUCAAGUAGUGCGAUCUA